Molecule: messenger RNA, 1090 nt
Organism: Aplosporella prunicola CBS 121167
Lineage: Eukaryota; Fungi; Ascomycota; Dothideomycetes; Botryosphaeriales; Aplosporellaceae
Exons: 9
Coding region: 1-1083 (360 amino acids)
Molecular function (GO): oxidoreductase activity
Source: RefSeq, a predicted model, not a curated record
AUGAGCUCCGUCGAUCUUCCCCAGAAAUACAAGGCUGUCAUUUAUGACAAGCCUGGCACCAUCUCCACGAAAGUCGUGGAGUUGGACAUGCCAGAGCCAGGCAAUGGGGAGGUCCUCGUCAACCUAACACACUCCGGCGUCUGCCAUUCCGACUAUGGAAUCAUGCUGAACAGUUGGGCCCAGCUUCCUUUCCCCACGAUGGCUGGCCAAGUUGGCGGCCACGAAGGUGCUGGUAAGGUUGUUAAGAUGGGCCCUGGGACCGACAUGUCUACGGUAAAGGUUGGCGACAGAGUCGGUAUUAAAUGGGUCAGCGCCAUCUGCGGCUCAUGCUCUGCUUGCCUUGCUGGACACGACGGUGUGUGUUUCAAUCAGAAAAUCAGCGGGUACUACACACCCGGAACAUUUCAGCAAUAUGUCCUUGCACCGGCAAACUACGUCAGCCCCAUCCCCGACGGCUUGGACAGCGCCGACGCCGCGCCAAUGCUCUGCGCCGGAGUGACCAGCUACUCCGCGCUCCGCAAAAGCAACGCCAAAAGCGGCGAGUGGGUCGUGCUGCUUGGCGCAGGCGGUGGGCUUGGCCACAUCGCAGCACAGAUAGCGUCGCGCGGCAUGGCCUUCCGCGUCAUCGGAAUCGACGCAGACUCAAAGAAGGAUCUGGUCCUGGAGUCCGGCGCCGAGCACUUCAUCCCUCUGUCAGCGGGCAACGCCAUCCUGGACAAGGUCAAGGAGCUAACAGGCGGCCUGGGAGCCCAUGCCGUCGUGGUGCUGACUGGUGCGAAUGCGGCCUAUGCACAGUCUAUGGACUUGCUGCGGUUCGGUGGCACGAUGGUGGUUGUUGGUAUUCCGGAGGGCGAGCCAAAGGCGAUUGCGGGCGCACUGCCACAGUACAUGGUUGCGAAGUCGACGAAGAUUGUCGGUGUUGCGGUGGGGGAUAGGAAGGAGGCGAUCGAGACGCUGGAUCUUGCUGCAAGAGGCCUUGUGAAGACGCAUUAUCGAACGGAGAAGAUGGAUAAGCUUACAGAGGUCUUCAAAGAAAUGAAUGAAGGUAAGCUACAAGGACGCGUCGUGCUCGACCUGUCGUAGUAGAUAU